AUGAGCGUCUCUACAAUUUUGCAAAUUUUAGUGAUGCAAGCGGUGUUGUGGUGGAUAAGUGUUGAACCUGCUCUUCCAGUAGUAAAGGAAGUUGUCACUGGCACUAUUUUCCGCAAGUCAAACUAUUUGACGGUUGAUCAAUACACGGUGAAUAUAGCUGCAUCAUCAGCGAUUUUAGAAGUUGACUUGCUUUCGAUGGAGACAACAAACAACGUGACAUUCCUAGAUGUUAAUUCCGAUUGCGACUCGGCCUACAUCGAUCCUCAAGUCUAUUUGUUUCAGCAACUUAGUAGCGGUUCACUAUCGUUUAUAGCAAGCAACGACGAUGCUGGUGAUGAUAAUCCAGCUUAUUUUAGCCGUGGACGUACUGAUGGAUCAGUGUCGGCGUCAGACUCGUACCUGAUUCGGCAACUCAACAAAGGCACUUAUGUGCUUGCUGUUGGUCGGUAUCCACUCAGUCGAGCUGCUGCUAUUAGUGGUCGGAGCACUGACAGUGUCAAUGCCUUCUCUCCUUAUUUUUGUAUGGCAAGAAAAGCGAGUUAUGGCAAUUACAAGAUGACGGUACGUGUCCAGUCAUCAUCCAGCAACGGGGUUAUUACAAAGCGAGCAAAUUCAUACGUCGGGAACAGUUGCAAUGUAUCGCCGACCGUCACGACUGAGUGCGUCUAUGCACUACCAGCAGAUAUUGGCGGCGACAUUCUCAAGACGUGCAGUUACGACAAGACCAUCUACUAG
Molecule: messenger RNA, 735 nt
Organism: Plasmopara halstedii
Lineage: Eukaryota; Oomycota; Peronosporomycetes; Peronosporales; Peronosporaceae
Exons: 1
Coding region: 1-735 (244 amino acids)
Source: RefSeq, a predicted model, not a curated record